UCUCCACAGUCCUCCUCCGUGCUGUUCUGGCGUCUGAACACCCGCAACAACCCUUCGAAUUCAGCGACAUGUCUGCUCCGACCUAUACCCUGCCACCGCUCCCGUACGCUUAUGAUGCUCUGGAACCCCACAUCUCCGCCCAGAUAAUGGAGCUGCAUCACAACAAGCAUCACCAGACGUACAUUACAAAUCUGAAUUCCGCUCUCAGAUCCCAAGCCGAGGCUGUGCAUGCUUCGGAUAUCACCACUCAGGUCUCUCUGCAGCAAGCCAUCAAGUUCAACGCCGGAGGUCACAUCAACCACUCCCUCUUCUGGCAGAAUCUCGCGCCGGCCAGCUCCGUGGAUGCGAAAUCGUCUUCUGCGCCGGAACUGAUUAAGCAGAUCAAGGCUACUUGGGGAGAUGAAGAGAGUUUCCGCGAAGCUUUCAAGGCUGCUCUGUUGGGUAUUCAGGGCAGUGGAUGGGGAUGGCUCGUCAAGGUUGAGACGGGUAAGGAGCAGAGGCUCGCCAUCGUGACGACCAAGGAUCAGGAUCCUAUCGUUGGGAAGGGGGAAACUCCCAUCUUUGGUGUUGACAUGUGGGAGCAUGCCUACUACCUUCAGUAUCUGAACGGUAAGGCCUCAUACGUUGAGAACAUUUGGAAUGUAAUCAACUGGAAGACAGCAGAGGAGCGGUUCAAAGGCACACGUGCCGAUGCUUUCAGAAUUUUCAAGGCUUCCAUUUAGGUCGCAAGUCAAAUCAAAACCUAAUCGUCAUACUGCGCAUCUUCCGUGCCUUUCUGGUUCAAGCAGUCGACCCGUUGUAGUUGAGCAGCGGGUCUUGGCAUUUGGCCAAUCAGUUAUAUUUAUUCCCUCAUCCGCCAACAAUAUAUGGUCGAUUGCAUACGGCUCAGAUUUAUUCAAGAACUGUCAAACUUAACAACAUAUCCUCCUCUCUCAGCAAGCACAAUGUGUCACGGCAACUCAACUCGCGCA
Molecule: messenger RNA, 971 nt
Organism: Westerdykella ornata
Lineage: Eukaryota; Fungi; Ascomycota; Dothideomycetes; Pleosporales; Sporormiaceae
Product: Asp f 6-like protein
Exons: 4
Coding region: 69-722 (217 amino acids)
Biological process (GO): superoxide metabolic process
Cellular component (GO): mitochondrion
Molecular function (GO): metal ion binding; superoxide dismutase activity
Source: RefSeq, a predicted model, not a curated record